Messenger RNA from Parnassius mnemosyne (clouded apollo), 1074 nucleotides. Lineage: Eukaryota; Metazoa; Arthropoda; Insecta; Lepidoptera; Papilionidae. The record is from the annotation of a GenBank genome assembly.
AUGAAGAAAGGCUAUAAAGUUACAGAUGUUAAAAGAGAAAAGAAAAUAGGUAUAGCUGCAGAAAACCUGGAAGAGUUAAUAGAGAAAUCACUCAAAAAGUUAGGUUUCAAUGCCAGCUGCGCAGAUUGUAGGCUUUUUGUGGCUGAAGACGGGACACAGGUGGAUGAUGAUGACUAUCUAGCUACUUUACCUCCUCAGACCUUAUUCAUUUUGUUAACUGACAAACAAAAAAUGGUAACUGAUUUCGACUUCUACUAUAAUUUAAUUAGAUCAUCAAAAAAAGAUUACAUUAAUGCUGGUGUUGCUGCAAAUGAAUUCCUAAAUACCAAUAUAAAGGAUAAGUUCAAAGUGUUCCAAAAGUAUAUAGCAGCUGCUGAUGAUGCUAAAACUAUGCUUAGUGAGAGGACACAGGAUCCAGCGUGGUUUGAAGGUUUAGAGCUAUCUGAAAAGACAAAGGAGCAAUCAAUGUGCAAGAGAGUCAAAGAGAGAAUGAGAGGAUAUUACUAUAAAACUAAAACUGCACUACAAACUUCAGACCUGUAUGUUCAGUCCAAAAACGGACAUGGUAAGAAAUUGAUAGACCAGUUCCUAUUAGACCUUCGAAAGAUUCUCGAAUCCAAGAAGUAUAAUGAGAGUUACUUUAAUAGGAAAGCAAAUAAAGACCAGCGUUUGUGUGCUGAUAAUGGUCUGUUUGAAUGUGGCGGCCUGUGGAACAAUACUAAAUGUAACUAUAAUGGAGAACAUUUUAUAAAUCCAUACAGGAGUCGUGAAGAAAGAAUUAUAUUUCAGACCUGGAACUUAGACCAUAAAAUUGAGUUAUCUCGUUCAAUUAUACCCAGCAUAGUAGAAGCUAUUAAAGGGUUAUACAAUGGGAGUUUUAAAUGUGUUUCAUGCGAAAAAGAUCAUAAAGAUGGAGGUGUUGAAACGGAUAGAUAUUAUUUACAAAUAUUUACGCGCGAAAAUUUAAAAUUAGUUCACAUUGUAUGCCAUUACAAAGGGAAACAUAAUGCACAGUCGGGUAUAUAUACUGUGUGCAAGUCGUGCUUUGGGCAACAAAUUAUAGACUAUAAAUAA